Molecule: messenger RNA, 4141 nt
Organism: Culex pipiens pallens (northern house mosquito)
Lineage: Eukaryota; Metazoa; Arthropoda; Insecta; Diptera; Culicidae
Exons: 14
Coding region: 1357-4092 (911 amino acids)
Source: RefSeq, a predicted model, not a curated record
UCGGGAUUCCUUCGCCAGUGCGGACGUCGUGGUCGUCGUAGUCGUUCGGAACAACCCCCGUUUGGUUGGUUCGCCGGGUCAACUCUUUUGGGAUUUGGCUGGCUGGCUGGCUGUUCUUUGCCUGGUUCGGUGCUAGUGGCCCCAAAAUUUCCACCCUCAAGAAGGAUAAUUGCUUUGACGCGUGUGUGCACACAACUGUUAUUACUCCCCCCCUCCCCCCCCCCCCUCUCGGCUUAAGGGGGGAAAUUCGAGGCCAUGUCCGCGCUGUGGUCACGGAUUUCAACAGCGUCAAGGGUUACCCCUUAAGUGGCCUUGAGUGUGGUCAUCAAGUGGUCAUCGUUUUGAGUGAUUUCAGAAAAAUAGUGCGUGCUCACAGCUCAACGGUUCAGAGCGGGGAAAAAAGUUCAAAGUGAGUUGAAGGAAAAUUCGUGGAAAAUUCGUUUUUGUAGAUUGAAGAGUCGUAAAAGCUUAAUGAAUCCUUCCGGUUAGAUAAUUCGUUCCAAUUAUUCUACCGGCUCUGGAAAAUCCCAUUAGUCGCGUAACUCAAAAAGUCGUGAUUUCCAGCUUGAAAAAUCACGAAUCAAUUUUCCGAGUUUUCCACUUGGCAGCGUUGAAAGAGUGGAGGUGAUUGUGCCGCUUUCCAUUGAAAAAAAAGAAAAAAAAAGCAUUAAAGAAGUGUUUCUGGGAAGAGCAGCAAAAAAAGGGCUAGCAAUCGGAAGAAAAUUCGUGAUGAUUCGCCAGAAGCACUUCAUCCCAUGAGAGUGUGGGGCAGGGCAGGGAAAAAUCAGGAAAAACUACCAAAAGUGUGAGAGCCAGAAGUGAGGAAGAUGAUGAUGGAAGAUGGUGGCUGAUUGAAGUCAGAUCGAUCGAAAGCGAGCAAGUCAUUCCGGGAAAAUUUUGGAUACACACACACACACACACACCCACCCACAUACCUGGCGCGGGAAGUGAAUUGAUUGUGGAAGUGGCGUCGGGCAGGUUGAAGUGAGGAGUCAAGUUUGGUGCUGGUGCUGGUGUGGGAGGAAAAGAGUUGUUUUUCUUCCGGUGAGUGAAUCGAACCAAGAAUUUUCCAGCAGCAGCAACAGAAGAGGAAAAAGCCACCCCAGCGUCGACGUUCAGACGUCGUUAUUCGAUCGUCUUUAUCGGAACCGAGGACCGGAGACUGAGCACCGAUAGUAACAAGACUUGAAAAUGAGACGCGGUUCGGCAAGUUGGCCGAAGCUCAGCCGGAAAGCCACCGUUAGAUCCGAGAACCGGUGCCACCGAUGAGGAACGUCGCCGCCGCCGCCGCCAUCAUCAUCGACGACGGAUGCAUUCGGAGAGCGCGAGCCACAAAAAUGUCCCACUUGACCAACAAUGACCAUUAAUCGCGCCGGUAAUGAUGUUGUGCGACAUCUUGCUUUGCUGCGCCGUCUGCUGGUGGCACUAGUCCUUCUCGUCCAAGGUCCGGCAAGUCCGAAGAAUCUGCACCGCCGCAGUCGUGGUCAGCAACUACUGCUGUCUGCUGCGUCCGCCUCCGUCGUCCGGUGGUGGCCCCUGGCCGUGCCCUGCGUGCUGCUUGCGGUCGUCCUGCCCCGGUACGGUGGCCACUGUUACGCCAAAAAUGAGAAGGAGAGUUUCGUUAAAACAACCGAUGUCGAAGCAAUCGAGGACCACCAAGCAAUCCUGUACUGUCCACUUCUAGCGUCGAACCGCGAUAAAAUCAACAUGGUGCUGUGGUUCCGAGAUAACGCCGGCAUCCCGCUAUACAGCCUGGACGUCCGCGGAAAGUCACUCAAUGACGCCCAGCACUGGUCGGCCCCGCAAGUCUUCGGUACCCGGGCACGAUACGUCCUUGAGAGUGACCCAGCAUAUUUGGAAUUGAACGAAAUUAAACGUCAUGAUCAGGGCAUUUACCGGUGCCGUGUCGAUUUCCAAAACAGCCAAACCCAGAGCUUUCGCUUCAAUCUCACCGUCAUUAUUCCACCCGAGCCGCCGGUGAUCCUCGAUCGAUGGGGACGCGUCAUAAAUAGUACAAUAAUCGGACCAAAGGAGGAAGGAGAUGAUAUACUGCUCACGUGCCGGGUAGUUGGAGGACGACCGCAGCCCGACGUGCUCUGGUUCAUCAACGAUAAUCUGGUGGAUAAUCAGAUCGAGCAAAACACCGGCAACGUCAUCGAGAACCGGCUGCUGUGGACGUCGGUCCAGCGGCACCACCUGCACUCGGUGUUCACGUGCCAGGCGGCCAACACCAAGCUGAUGCCGCCCCGGACCGCCAAGUUCGUGCUCGACAUGUACCUAAAACCAGUCUCGGUGAAAAUCCUCAACUCGACGCAGUCGCUGGCCACCAACCGGGAGUACAAGAUCGUGUGCCAAAGCAGCGGGUCCCGGCCGGACGCGAACAUCACCUGGUACAAGGGCAAAAAGGCGCUCAAGCGGUCCAAGGAGCUCGUCGUGCGGAACGUCACCGUGUCGGUGCUGACGUUCGUGCCGACCGUCGAGGACGACGGCCGGUUGCUGGGCUGCCGCGCGGAAAAUCCCAAAGUCUCGAGCCUCUACCUGGAGCAGUUCCAGAACAUUAGCGUGCACUAUCCCCCCGUGGUGACCCUCCAGCUCGGCUCAACCCUGUCCAUCGACGACAUCAAGGAGGGUGACGACAUCUACUUCGAAUGCAAGAUACAAUCAAAUCCGGCGUGGCGGCGGCUCUCCUGGCUGCAUAAUGAAAAAGCACUACCUCAGAACUCGUCGUCAACGAAAAUUGUCCGCACGAGCCAGAGUCUGAUCAUCCAGCGGGUGACGCGCAGCUCGAGCGGGUCGUACCAGUGCGGGGCGCUCAACACCGAGGGCGAAACCGUGAGCGACCGGAUCGUGCUGAACAUCAAAUACAUUCCCAUCUGCGCGACGGACAAGAUCGUCAGCCUGGGUGUGUCGAUCGACGAGACGGUAGCGAUUAGUUGCAACAUCAUAGCGCACCCGAACGCCAAACGGUUCUACUGGCGCUUCGAAAACUCCGAGGAGGUCAUCGAAAUUGACCCGUCCCGAUACAGCAACGACGGCAAUGCCAGCCUGCUCGAGUACACGCCCAGCUCGGACCGGGACUACGGAACGCUGUCCUGCUGGGGUACCAACGAGAUUGGCACGAUGGCCGAACCGUGCAUCUUCCAGCUGAUAACCGCCGGCCUACCCGCUCCCGUCAUCAACUGUGGCUGGCGAAACACCUCGGAAGCCCUGGAGGUCACCUGCCACUCCGGUUACGACGGAGGCCUGCGUCAGAAGUUUGUCCUCGAGAUGCUGUCCCAGCAGAAUUCGGGAGUUGGGAUCAACCUAACCAACCCGGAGGAGCCGACGUUCGUGGCGACGUUCGCCGCCCUUCGGGAGCAACUGCCAAACAUCCACCAGCCGGACCAGCUCAAGCUGUACGCGUACGCCGUCAACCAGAAGGGCGCCAGCGCGCGCGUCUUCAUCACCGACGUGGCCGUGGCCGCCGUCGAGAUGCCGGAACCGGCGGCCGGCCAAAAGUCACCCCUGCUAACGCCCAUCCUGAUCGGGCUGCUCGUUACGAUCGUGCUCAUCAUCAUCGUUAUAGUUGUUAGAAUUUAUCUGAAAUCGAAAAGACUUAAGCAAACUAUUAGUAAGGACAAACGGUACACGGAAGAGUCCAAAAACACGCUGCUUCUGAUGGAUCAGUCCAAGAAAGAAAAAUCGCAAAAGGCUUCCAAGUGGAAAAGUAGCAUGGGUAGUAGCAUAAAAACUAGGAAUAAGAUCGAAACCAUUGACGACGAACAGGACCCCGACCUCAUACCGUACCCCCGUCUCACCGACAUCCAGCAGGAGGAGCUCAUCCCGAUGAACUCGGACGUGUCGUUCAAGUUCAAGGCCUCGACAACGACGACGGCAACGAUGGUCCGGUUGCCACCGGCGGCCAUCACAGCGUCCACCUCCUCGAUGGCCACUGCCGCCGGCUGUGCGACGGCCCUCAGCGGCACCAUGACCACCACCACCACGAGCAGUGCGGUCAGCUUCAAGGACGACGACAUUUCCGAGGCGGAAAUCAACCUGAAAGGAAUUGAGGACUUUCUCAUGACGAAUCACGUGCCGGAGAGCUGUGUGUGAUAUCGAAAAGCGGUCACACACAUACACACCAUCAGCACAACAGCACACA